AUGCCGCCUUUGCACACUUCGUCUGUUUUGCAAAAGUUGGGACAUAUAUCAGUGCCACUGGUAGCCGCGUCAGCAGGCAUGGCAGAGAUUGGUGACGAGGCUGAAGCAGCAAUGACGACGAGGACAAUUGCAGAGGAGAAACGCAUUAUUUGCGACUCGUGUGCUACGGGAUCAGAUAAUUCUGGAGCAUAUACUGUCGACUGGGCAACAAAAGCACUUGGAGAGCCACGUCAAACGCGAGAGCACAUCUUGCGCGAUCGUCCACUAUUCACAUGCCAACACAUCUACUUGCACGAAGUAUCCCACGAUAUCAGAGAUUUGGGUACGGAGAAGGGGAUAGAGGCACUAACGAAAGUCAUUCAAGAGUCUGACGCUUUCAAGAAGGUCGCCUUACUAGGACAAGCGAGGGAUUGUGAGAGAUAGAGGGGAGGAGGAAGAGAGAGUAGGUGCAGGAGUGGGAGAUGGAGGAAGGAAGGGGAGAUGAUGAUAGGUGGAGAGUGGAGAGUGGAGGAUAAGGAGGAAGUGUAUCAUAAAGUUGUACCCAACUCGAACGCCGAACAAACUAACUCGCGCACCGACGUAUCAUCUCAAACACGGACCCCUCGGCGAUCCGCGUUAUACCUACACCUUAUAUUUGUUACUAUAUCCCCUAACAUAGCUUAUUGGGCACUGCGCUUUAACUGUUUUUUUGUUUGUAGUGGUAUAGUAUA
Suillus subaureus is the source of this 710-nucleotide messenger RNA. RefSeq lists its product as uncharacterized. Lineage: Eukaryota; Fungi; Basidiomycota; Agaricomycetes; Boletales; Suillaceae. The transcript is spliced from 3 exons. Bases 1 to 423 code for a protein of 140 amino acids. The record is from RefSeq and is a predicted model, not a curated record.